AUGGCCAUGCGAGUCAUCGUGCUGCUGCUUGUCACGGCAUCCAAAAGUGCUCAUGCUGCCUUCGAGCCACGAAGGAAGUUACACUGGCCGAGUGCCAAGGCCUCGACAGAUCCCCACGACGAGCACGACAAUGACCGUCACAACUACGAGCACGACGAGCAAGACACUUACCAUGACAACUACGAGCACGGCGUCCGUCACGACGAGCACGGACACGACAAGCACAGGCACGACAAUGUCGACAAUUACCGUGACAGCCAGCACAACGAAUACGGCUACGACGAGCACGGCCACGACGAGCACGGUUACGAGGAGCACGGCCACGGCCACGACAAGCACCGUGACAAUGACCUCGAUCAGCUCGACGGCGACGUCGACGUCGAAGACCGCGUCAACCAGCACCACCGGCACCACCUCGACAACAACGCGAUGCCAGGACGAGCGGAGCUCGUUAAGGAGUCGAGCAGCAGCCCAGUCAUCGUGAAGGCGAGCAAGGAAAAGAAGGAUGAGCCAGAGGUAAAGAAAGCUGAGGAAGUCACGGCUGCGCCGAGUCCGCCGCGACAGAAGAGCCCUCUGGCCCAGAAGGAGGAGGCCAUAAAAGAGCCAGUGAAGGAGAUUGAGGAGUCUCCCAAGAAGGAGUCAAAAGAGGAGGAUGUAGGCAUGGUGCAAGAAGACAAAGCCGAGACCAAGUCUGCGGAGGCAGCUAAGGCAGCUCCUGCAGGCGACGAUCGCGAGGAGCGCCUUCAGCGAUUUGCCAAAGAGAGCCAUCUGAUUCCACAGGCCAUGGAGGCGCUGAGAAACUUGAAGCCUGAUCUCCAAGACAAGAUCAUGGAGGAGGGUCCCAUCAAGCCUGGAUGCAAUCCGAUCAUCGUUCUCAUGAACCGGAUCAAGGAGUCCAAAGACGUGCAGAUGCACUCCGUGCUGAGGGAGUCUUGGCAGCAGGUGCUGCUGACAGGAGAGCGGUUGAGGGCAGCAGCAGAUGCGGAACGUGCUCGGCGCCUAGAGGAGGAGCGGCUCCGGGACGAAGCAGAGCAGCAGCGCAUCUUGGUAUGA
Symbiodinium natans is the source of this 1053-nucleotide messenger RNA. The record is from the annotation of a GenBank genome assembly. NCBI's taxonomy places the organism in Eukaryota, Dinophyceae, Suessiales, Symbiodiniaceae.